AUGUACCUGAGCAGUCUGGUUCCUGGAGCUGAGGUGGUUAAAGGAUUCAACACUCUGUCUGCCUGGGCUCUGCAGAAUGGACCACUGGCCGGGAAACAGGUGUAUAUCUGCGGAGACAGUGUGGAGGCCAAGCAGGUGGUGAUGGCGGUAGCCACCAAGCUGGGUCUCAGUGCCCUGGACCGGGGCUUUCUCUCAGUGGCCCGGGAGCUGGAGAACUUCCCCCUGCAGCUGUUCCCCCAGUGGAGGCUCCCCCUGUACAUCACCAUCGGCCUCAGUGCUGCCUUCUUCUUCUACCUGCUGAUCAGAGACAUAAUCUAUGCAUACGUCACCCAGGGCGAAGACAUCUCCUUCAGAAUCAUGGUCUCACUGGCCAACAAGGUGUGUCCCAUCGUGUCUCUGAUCAUGCUGUCUCUCUGUUACCUGCCUGGUGUCUUGGCUUCCUUCCUGCAGCUUUACAGAGGCACCAAGUACAGGUCAGAUUUACUUUGUGCAUGA
This is a messenger RNA of Oncorhynchus masou masou (cherry salmon), 495 nucleotides long. Its product is annotated as metalloreductase STEAP4-like. Gene Ontology annotation, biological process: copper ion import. NCBI's taxonomy places the organism in Eukaryota, Metazoa, Chordata, Actinopteri, Salmoniformes, Salmonidae. The transcript is spliced from 3 exons. The record is from RefSeq and is a predicted model, not a curated record. Gene Ontology annotation, molecular function: cupric reductase (NADH) activity; ferric-chelate reductase (NADPH) activity. Gene Ontology annotation, cellular component: endosome; plasma membrane. The coding region runs from base 1 to 495 and encodes 164 amino acids.